Molecule: messenger RNA, 1767 nt
Organism: Salmo salar (Atlantic salmon)
Lineage: Eukaryota; Metazoa; Chordata; Actinopteri; Salmoniformes; Salmonidae
Source: RefSeq, a predicted model, not a curated record
CAUUACCAUGAAGAUGAGGAGCAUAUUAAUCAGUGCUCCAAACGUGUAAAGUUGUCUCUCUCCUCCCUCCAGGUGCUCCGUCUAACAGACAGUCAGUGUGAUCAUAUAUUUGAUAGUGCUACGGCUCUGGAGACACCUGUAGACCACUGUCUGGAGGAUGCCAGAGAUGUGCUGAGUGAGGUGGAGUUGCUGCAGGCCACCAUUGACCAGGUCUCUCUCAGGGAGGAGGAAGAGCCUCGCAGGAGAGAGUCGAGUGAGAGAAAGACUCCAGCGUCCGGCUCACACACACAGAGGAAGAGGCAGAGAAAAAGAGAGGAAGAGGAAGACAGCGACUCCAGUGCAGAAUUUGAUCAGUGGGUUCAGUGUAGUAGGUCUGUCUGUGGGAAAUGGAGGAGAGUCGAGAGACAAGUUGAUCUGGCUGCUCUUCCCAGCGACUGGACCUGUACACAUGACACAGGCCCUGGUCUCUGUGAGGCUGCGGAGGACAGCUGGUCGGGAGAAGAGUGUGAUGUCAUCAACAGCAGUCUGGUUCCUGGGUCUCUGGUCUGGGCUCAACAGAUUGGAUAUCCUUGGUGGCCAGCGAUAGUGGAGAGAGAUCCCGACACCAAGACAUUCUGCCAGUUCAACAGGAAUACUGACCUGUACCCUUGCAGGUACCAUGUAACCUACCUGGGGGAACCAGCCAGCAGAGCCUGGGUGUGUCGGUCUAAAGUCAGAAAUUACACAGAACUCACUGAGGAUGCCGCCAUCACGGGGAAGUCUCUCCAGAGAUUCAAGAAGAAGUUGAGAGAAGCUGUCCGCAUAGCAACACAAGCCCAGAGUAUUCCACUCAAGAGGAGGUUGUCUAGGUUUGGGUUCUGGAUUCAACAAACGUCAGACAGAGAGAGCUCAGAGGACAGCGACAUUGCUGUUGUAGAGGUGAUGGAGAUGCUUCUGGACCAUGAAAAGAGCAGGAGAUCAGCAUACAUCAGAAACAAGAAGUCAGCUGUGGUGAAAGCUGCUAAGAGACAGAGUGACAGAGAGCAGAGUGAGCCAAUUGGAGGGGACCUGAACGAGGGAGGAAAGGGAGUGAAAGAGAAAGUUGGCAAGAAGAAAAGAGGAGAGGAGGAGGGUAAGAAGAGAGUGACGUCUCCCUGGUUCUCCAAACUAAAGAAAGGCAGCGCGACCACGGCCAGACCAGCCCCUCCACCCAGCAAAGACCAGACUGUACCAGAGAGAGAGAGAGAGGAGGAAAGACCAAAAGACACCAGUAAAGGAGAAGAAAGAAAGGAACUGAGAGAGGAGAGAAGCCUGGAAGAGGAAGACGAGGAGGAGGAGGAGUCUGUUGAGGAGGAGGCAGGAGAAGAGGAAGGGAGAGAAACAGGAAAAGAAGGAGAGGAAGAACAGAUGAAGAAAAAGGAAAGGAAGGAGUUUGUAAAGUCUGUGUUUGGAGGGGAGGGGGACGACGGAGGAGAGGAUUAUUUCUUAGAUGAAGACAUGGAGAUUCUGGGCUGCAGAGAGGAAGUGAUGAAGAGACAAGCUCAGGAAGAGGAGGAUGACUUCUCUAUCAUGCUGUUUGAGGAGGAGUAGAGAGAGGGAGGGAAGAGGGGGGAUGAAGGGUGGAGAGAGGGAGGAGGAGAGACUUUUGGGGGAGUAGGUAACAUAAUCUCCUGCUGUUCAGGUCAGGAACUGUUGAUGUAAAUAGUUGAGUUCAGGUAUGUUUGUUAUGUGUUGGGUUACAUUAUAUCAGUUGUAUAAUAUAAUAAACAGUGAAUUAUUCGUUUCUAA